Messenger RNA from Spirometra erinaceieuropaei, 14312 nucleotides. The record is from the annotation of a GenBank genome assembly. NCBI's taxonomy places the organism in Eukaryota, Metazoa, Platyhelminthes, Cestoda, Diphyllobothriidea, Diphyllobothriidae.
AUGAUUACCUUUCAAGGUCAGGGAUAUAACCUCCUCACGCCGGACAAAUUGCAUGUUGCAAACUGGCUCAGGACCCUUCCACCAAACACUACGACUCAGGGUUACGAGUCACCCCUCUCCUCUGUCAAGCAGCUGAAAUCACCGGUGCGACAAGAGUCGGUCCGGUGCGAACCAUCUCGGAGCUUGUUGACGUCCCUCAAUACGAUCACCACUUCUGCUGCCCCGCUGGCGAUGGCCGAACCCGAUCAGGGAGAUACCGGCCCGAUAAACUUUACGGGCGAUCUACUGACUUCCCGUGGUUUGCCCCGCCCUCUAGAGAAACCGCGUCCCACCCUCUGCAAGACUGACUCCAGUCCUGCGCUCAGUGACCUCGAAACAAAACCCAAGACUACGACUGAAAAUCAGGUACGUAAACACUUAUCGACCCAAGCACAUCAUCUUAGGCGUUAAACCACUGUCAGGGCACUGAUUUGUUUUGGUGGGAGCACAGUGGCUGUGACACCUUGCACCAAUCCCAGGUUUUUAUACGUCAAUCUAUUUCUAAACCUACUUUUUUGUCCAGGCAAUUAGCCUUCUGCUUUGCAGUCCUUUCCACCCACCGUCUUUAUUCAUUUCACCAGGGCUGGCCAUCAAAUUUCCGCCAAACUUGCACAUAGGCCAAACAUAUUUCCUCAUCUAAUUCCAGGGGUGGAAGCCAAGUGUGCACAUCAGGCAACCAUACUAUCUCGACACUACUAUACCCGCCGCUGUUGCCCAAUGUUUAGAGGACUUAGAUUAUGUGCACUUGGAGAGUGCCGGGAGAAAGUGGAGUAAAAUUCUGCCAAUACUGUGCAAGAUGACGUGGUACUGAGAUUCACGUCACAUUGGUGAUCUGCACUAGUAUGAUAACAGUACUUACUGUGCUUGCGCUGCCACCAACGACCCAGUCGCCCUGGAUACUGUGGGUAAAAUUAGGAUGUCGAGUUUAAAACUCGAAACCGAAGAACUGAGGCUUCUUUGACUAGUGAAAUAUGAGAGGUACUGACGACUGUUACUAACGUUGGGGUAAUUUUCGCCGCGUCUUCUGUGUGGCUCCGUCCACCGGGCCUCCUCUGCCACCUUGGAAGACUUACCCCAAAGACUUUACUCCUAGUUCACAAACUAAAAAAUACUUAGUAAUGGAGAGCUGGAGUACUCAUAUGCCAACGACUACAUAAGGUGCGUUGAGGGGCCAAACGGUAAGCCGAACUCCUCGCCUAUGUGUCAUAGAUCGACACGAAAUGCGCAAAAUGCAUUUCUAGGAUUUCUGGGUGUUAUUACUACUUGGACUGUGGUCGAUCAAUCUCACGCCGAACCAUUACCGAAGCCCCCAACUUCCCUCUCUGGCACCUACUGUAGCGCUAUGCCCACUCUCUCCCCUAGACCUCUGCCUGUUGAUCUUAUGUCUGGACCCCGUAAAGGUCUACUAAGACAUUCCCACAUCUCUCUAUUCAUUUCGCCUGACGAUAAUUUGGUGAUACCAGCAUGAAAGGACAUAAGUACAACCCGAUUUCUUGCGGAGAACCUCAUCUUUUUUUCCUUUUACGGUCUCAUAUUGCGUUCUACUUUAUAUAUAUGCGGAGAAGGGAAUACCGACAGAGACAAGGAGACUGGGUUGAACCUCUCUAGCUUAUUAGCCGUUGUUUGUCGCCCAUACCAAAUCCCGGAGCAGGAUGACCUGGGAUUCGGCCCCGGAUUUUUUGAUCAUUGAACGUGAAGUGGUCUAACGUUCUACCAUCGAGCCACAGCCCAUUGUCAUGUCGGUUCUGAUCUGAAAUAUUGACUAUGAUGAACGGACGUUCACCGAUCAGGUUACGAAACAUGUUCGUGCCGUUGUGCCUUCGAGCCCAAUCUAGAGUCCUCGCAGGUAAUAGCAUAGUGCCUAGUGGAAAUGCAGAUAAGGGAUAGCGCACUGUCCAAUGAAACCGUGUCCGAACCUCGGGUCCCGCUAACUCGGAGUUUGUUAUGCCUGGCUGACGAUGGCUAACAAGCCGGAAAUGGUCGCCCUGGCCCCCCUUAUCCUUUUCGAAAACUCCCUUCCCCUUAUUUGAAUAUACUUCUUAUCUCUGUGCAACUUUCCGCGAGGGCUCUGGGUUGCAGCACAAGGAACAACGGAACAAGCACGCCCCGUAACAUGGUUUGUGACCGCCCCUCUGUCAUAGUUAAUGUUUCCGGUCACAACCGACAGGACAACGGGCCUGUGACUCAGCGAUAGAACGUUAGACUUACUAACGCUGAAUAACUAAAAGAACGCGGGUUCCAACCUCAGGCACUCCCCAACCUGGAGUUGGGUAAGACUGACUGGCGGCGACUAAUAAGCCAGAAAUGGUCAUUCCACUCUCUCUUGUGUUUUUCGGAUUUCCCUUCCGCAUAUAUUCCUGGCCUUUAUGCUUUUGCCCGGAGACACAAAUGGACGUGCUCCUAAUGGGUGCAUCACCCUCUCUUAUCAUUGGUCCUUAUCUCAUGCGCAAGUAGUGCCUUGUAUGGCACUUGCAGGUUGGUCCUACGGUUGAUCGAGUUGGCAGCAAAUUGCCAGGCUUCGAUUAUCUCUCUUUCGCCAGCCUGCUUUUGGAUCAGCCAAGUGCUUGGGCACUGUCAAGGUUGUGCAUCUUUCCGCAUUGUGGUUAGGGCAUGCUCAUGCAUGGACGUUCUUAGUCGUCUGUCAGUCAUGCCGCAGUGGUUGGCCAGGCAGUCUAGACAGUGGACGCGGUAAACAACUCCCGACAUGUCAAGUGGUAGCUGAUCUUUGGGCCGCAUGAGUGAACGGCGGUUAGUGGCCUCCGGCCAGUGUCUGAAGCCCACGUUGAGUAGUUUGGCAUGCGCUCAGAAGCUUCGGUGACGUAGGGCAAAGCACGAAAGAUUUCAAGCCUUUGUUUUUUCCGUCAUCCUUCAUGCGCAUUCCGUACAAGCAUUUUUUAUGAAGCCACACGAGUAUCCAGUGCUGCAGUGAAUGUUCCUGUGGCUAAGGGAUGUCCGGACGCAACUACGUGUAUGCGAAAGUGGAUGCUUGCUGUUGUAUUCGAGCCGUCUUUUCAAAGACACCUGUCUGGAAGGUUUCAUCCCCCUGCCUCGACACCUGGACAUCCUUUUCUUUCUCAAUUUUGAAUCGAGUUUGGGGAAAAUUGAGUUCAAUUCCCUCUUUAAAGGUCCCUUUUGCGUCCCGAUGUAGGAUGACGAAGGUGUCGUCCACGUAAUGCCUCCUGAACUUCGUGUUGUGGGACCGAAAGACUCCAGUUUUCAGCUCCUUAACGAGUAGUCGAAAAUCUGGGUUUCUUGGAUUCUCGCGUAAGCGUGGCCGCUUAACGUGAAGUACGUGCUUGAGCUGCAGAUCAGUGGCUCCAUCGCGUGCUUCCUGUUAAGGGAUUUUCCCUCUUCAUCGUACCUUUUCUCCAGUAGGUUACUGACGACCCUCAUGGCCAAUUCCUAAGGGAUAGGGGUAGGCAGAGAGACUCCAAAAGAUCUUUUUAUUCCCUAGGGGACUAUUAUGACACUUUGCGGUUUUCCAGGAAGUGCGCUGAGGAUACAGCUGUGUUCCGAACCUUCUGCCAGUCUCUUUAAAUGCUCGCCAAGCCAGUUAGCCAGUCCUUGGUUUGGUCACCUUUCAGCGGCACGAUUGGCCAUGGGAAAAUAUCUGGUUUUUUGACUUUGCUAAACCAUAAGGACGCGCGAUGGCCGUAUCUUUUAUUUAUAUCUGUCUUCAACCGUUUGUAGAUGUUACCUGUUGGUCCCUCACUAGAUUCGGAUUCUUGCGUCAGAGGUUAGAGUCGAGGGCUUUAUAUGACUGGCUAUAGUUUAAUGGCUCCAGAGAUAUUACCACGAACACUGACUUGUCCAAGAUGACGGUUGUCCGCCCUUUGCCCGCCGGAACAAUCACAAUUCCCUCGUCCCUCUUUAAUCCCCAAGUGACCUCUACCUCGGCUGCGGAAAUCGUUCGACGUGGUCUGUGGGAUAUGAUGACAGAUGCGACUCGUUGGCGAAUCGAGCUCUUGGAGUCCUCUAUAGCCCUCUUUUUUGAGAGUGUCGUCUCCAGAGCAGCGAUAGAAUCCUCUGGAUGCGCGUCUCCUGUGUUGAAGCCAGAUUCGUUUUUGAAACACUUUAAUCUAGUUAUUCGCCAUCUGUUUGAGUGAUAUGUUGUGCUAAGCUUUGCAUCUUCCUUCUGAGCACACCUUUACAUUGACUCUUUCACACCUGCUCACAUCGUUUUAGUCAAUGUGCUGCCGUCUUUCAUGCCAUCCGAAAACUUGGUUAACCUGUGACCCUGGAGAGCGGUGGCAAACGCCGGGUGCGUGGUAAGCCGAGGGUGGGCGGUACCAGCCAUUGCGGCUGUCCAAAAAACGCUGGCCUGGUCAGCUCAUGAAUCAUGUGACUGUCACACCUCGGAAGAAAUUCUCCACCGAACUUGUGUAUGAUGCUCUUGUCGCUCUGAUCGAGCGUCGGCUGUGCGGCUACUGUUGAUUUGCAUUCGGCCAAACGAGUUACAACUGGUGACCGGACCGACGAGUCCGGUCCGUGAUAAGGAAUCAAAACCGCGUGUGUUCGUUCCGUCCACGUGCUUCCGCGCCCGUCUGAUUCAUGGCCUGUGCCCAUGUAGUGCCCCUGGUGAAUCAUUCACCCCGAUUCCGAGGCGGCUGCUGCGCGUCGUGACUUAGUUUGCGGCUUAUAGGUCUUACUGUCAAAGGGGGACGUCGCGUUCCCAUCCCUAUGAUGGGGCUGAGGUAGUACACGUAUCACAUGUGGCCUCGUGCUAUAUUCCAGGGGGUUGUAGUCGCCGUUAAUGUUUGGAUUAGGACUACGGUUAGGGUUACGAGGGUUAGGGUCGGAGUUAUUGCUAGGCUUAUGAUUCAAGGUAAGACAUGGGUAUAGACAAUUCCCCGGAAUUUAGCCCAGAGCCGUCUCUGGUACGGGAUGUCCAUAUUCCCGUGUCAAACGGGAAUGUGGUUGUAACAAAUAAGUUGUGGGGGUGUGAACGCAAUGCGCUACAGUAGUCAGGCCAAAUUCAAAAUUGUAAGGAGAAGACAGAAGGCACCAGAUUGAGGGUUUAAUGUAUGCAGAACCGGUAGUUGUCCUCUCAGGCGUCCGCGACCUCUAUUGACUGCAUCCAGUCGUGCCCGAGACUCCCUGAGACAGUGGUGGCAGCCGCUUUGGCAGCCUCGUGAGACAAGCUCAACUUGUGUUUAAACGGUGUGUGUUGUAUUUGGCGAGGGGCGGUGUCCCAGUGGCGUACGUUGUUGGUUGCAAGGGCGUGGCGUGUCCAAGUGGCGCAUGGGCAGCUGCGACUCUGUGGGGACGCAAUUGUGCCCGAUCUGAAGUCGGUCAAGUGACUUCAGAUCAGCUCGUCUGGGACGGCUCGCUGCAAGGGGUGAAUGACUUUGAGGCAGCGACGUCUUGAACAAUGACCCCAGACCGGUCAUGAUGGCUGGCCGCUACAUGUUCGCAAAGCCGUGCGCCCUCAGGUGCGCUCCUCCCGUUUUGCUGUGUAACUCCAACCUGGAACCACCGUAGACGGUCGCAUGGCAACAAACGCUCAGUAAUUUAGAUGAAAAUGGAGGUUGGGCUUGGUUGUCGUCACCACCUAUCCAUACCCCAACCUCAAACCCGGAAGACCUGUAAUUCGGACCUGGCUUUAUCUGCCGAUCGUGCGCUUUACUAAAACGACGUACAACGUUACGCCCAUUUUUCUCAUUCUACCAUGAACGCUGUUUGUAACUUAUGGGCAGGAUUACAACAGAUAAUUUAUUAAGUGUUUAAAUUGUGGCCUUUUAUUUCGAAGAGGCCCAUCAACCAAUUUCUCCUUAGGAACGUCCGUCUCGACAGUCAACUAUCUGGCUGGUAUUCUAACAUGUUUCCUCAAACAUCCUUAGUGAGUUUCUUUUCUUAAUUUUUAUAAAUCUACUGCUCCUGUGCACUUGACUGAAAGUCUUACGGUGGCACUUGUUGUGCGCCCGGCACGGCAAUGUGUAAAUUCGAAGGAAGGGUGGAGCUCGAUCUUUCGAAAGCUCCGUGAGAGUGGAGUUGGUCGUCGCAUGGCCGUCUUCACUUUCAUUUUGUCCACACAUUCUGGCUUCUUCACGCCAUGCCGUAAAUCAUGCAAUAAAUAAAGAUCCUCUUCCUGCAUAUUGUAACCUCUCGGUUGGAUUGUCGCAUUCACUUACCCCCAGAUUACUGGCCUGAUACUGAUAGAAAUUAUUGGGGGCAGUUUUCAAAGGUUUCUAACUGCUAACAUGCAAAACACAUUUACAACUUUUGCCCUGAAUGCCAAGUUUGGGAGUGAAAAUUAUUACGACCGCUCCAUGGUGAUGAGGGUUCAUCUAGAUUCCGAUGUUCCGUAACAAUUUCCCUGGGCUGGCCAUUUCAGAUGAACAUGAUAACUUCAGUUCGGUGGUUGAGGGACGAAAGCUUAGCUUGUGACGGACCCCUACUCGCAGCAAAGCCUCCGAUAACGACCAAAAUUUACAAGCAGACCUAAGUGCGCAGUUACGAAGUCCCGAGCCACCGAACCCGUGCUUAUUCUCAAAAACCUCGAUCGUCCAUGCGCCCUGACCUAUUUCACUUGCGAUCGCCGCCUUCAUUUUUAUGUUGGCCAUAUCGCUUAAUAUUCACCUCAGUUUUGGAUCCAUGGAUACCAGGACUCAGGCCCUGUUUUUCUAUUUGUCUUGACGGAGCCGUCCACCCGCCUCUUUAGGUUUUGAACGACAAUGCUGGCGCCUGUAACCAACUCAUGUGCGACUCUGAAUCAGCCCUAGACGAGGCCUUAAUUGCUCCGUACAUAAGAAACUGGCCAUUCGUAGUUUAUGUCCUCCACUUUUUAUCAGAAAACCAAGAGGCCGAAGACCGUUUAAGAUGCCAUUCUCGGACGCACUAUUAAUGGAUUGUGGAAGCUAAGGAGCAUAAUGCGCAACACCUGUUUCGGUUCUGAAGUCGGAAUGAAGUCGACGUGAUAUGUGCUUCGGAUAUCGACGGAUGCAAUCUGUGGGCUAUCAGUAGACCUAUUUUUAAGGACAUAGUCAACACGACUUUCAUCGAUUGCGUAGAUCUCUCAGAAGAUUUCGCGGUGUGCAGUGUUUACUGUCCGUUUAGCCACAGAACCCCAAUUCAACGUGAUCGUUAUGGUUAAUAUUAAAAACUGUUACAGUUCGUUGUUCUUUGGCUUGGACGAGUAACUACAACCCUAACUUCAUGGAGGAGUCCAUUUUUCAAAGAAACAGUAGGUCAUGCUCUUCAUGCAUGUAGACCCUCUUCAUUUAAAGCACUCUGAAAUUCUGUUGAAGUACCCCCGACUUUGGUUUUUAUUAUACCUUUAUGAAAACUUGGAGAGGCUAAGUUUCUACAACUUGUCUGAGAAGUUGCGGCUUUGGCCAUAGUAUGACCUCUAAAAAUAAGUUAGCAAAGUCCAACGGAAACUUUUACGGGUAAGGAAAAAAUAAAAUUGGUAACAGGGAUCACUAGUCUAGUCUGCCUGAGCUUCUUUAACAUUUUGCUGUAUCUGCGCUUAAUCAACUGGUAUCUCUUGUACCUCAAGCUAAUCCCGCAGAUUACAAGUUGAAAAGCGAUUAAUAUUUAUCUGCAACGGCUGAACCGACCAUUCUCUUCCACUCACUCGGAGUGCCACACACCGGCUUGCCUCUCAACCGACACGGUCCCAGUUUCACUGCCAAUUAUGUCUUAUCAGUGUUGGUUUCCAGAAAAGCAAUUAAAUUCGGUCAUCUGAAGGAGAAUUUUAUUCAUCUGAAAUUUCGGAUUCAUUCCCCAACCUAUCACUACCACAGACAGCAGGAGGAGGUAGCAGAUGCCCAGACGUUGCAGUAUUUACAUUCGGCACAUCCUACCCCUUACGAUUUCACCACCGGUUAGUGUGAUAAGUACUCAACCACCAGGAAGUGCUGUUCGCCCACGCAUUCCUCACGCAUUAGGAAUUACUUUGCUCAAACAGUCUUGCCAGUGAAUUGAGAAGGCAGUAAUUGACCUCAUUUGCAGAGUAUGGACCAGAUAACUUUGACUCAAGCAACUCCCCGCGUUUCUGUAAGAUCGCGUUAUGCCCGCGCCCCCCUUUAGCCGUCUUGACAGAAGACAGAGUGCGGUGGGUGCUGCGAAAAUCCGCACCCACCACGCUGUGGGGCACGCGAUGGACUUCGUCGCUUCUGACAGUAGAACUGUCGCAACAUUGCGUUAGGCUUGAGCUAUCCGAACCCGACUCUUAGUCCAGCGGACCGAGAUAUCUCUUCAGUCUUCAACCCUCAAGCUGGGAUUUCAACCUCCUCCUCCUCCUCCUCCCUCUGUGAUGGUUCAAAAGUAUCCCGGAUUCUUGUCAUUAGGAUCAGUUCGGUUCUGUCAUUGCGUGGUUUAGUCAGAUCGACUGAAUAAGAGGUCGUGCCCAUCCUAUGGCUGGCAUAAGCCAUCAACCUCUUAUGCAGCACCGCUUUAGUCUGUCGCAGCAGUGCAGUGUGUUUUUGACCCACAACCAGGCGUUGUACUUAGCUUUUUCCUUACUAAUUUUCCAUAAAAUAUUUUCCUUUUCUUCCUCUCACUUGAAGUCACAUUCUAAUUGCUUAACUUCAUUCAAUUCUUUAUUUCAUUGGCCUUCCACCGACAGGCCUGCAGCCCCUUCCUCGAAAAAUCCUGGGGAGGCGGCAUCCAGAACAAGAGCCUAACUACCCCCGGUGCCGUUAACACCUUAUCCGCCCCGACCAAACGACGCCUUCUGGAGGCUGAAACUCUGCCCCCUAACGGUUUUGUUCAUAUGGCAAACGGAGAAUUCACCUCUGGUUGUAACUGGCGUCUCUCCGGUGGACCUUUCAACGGUUUUGCUGAACACUGCGAGUCGCAGGAGCCCCUCAGACGUGAGCAAUUUUCGAGGUCCUACUAUCCUAGCCCGGAGCGGCAUUACUACGGUCGCGGCCUGGCGGAGCAGAGGACGAAUUUGUCCAAGUCUGCCGACUUUCAUAUCCUGAACACAGUAAAGGGCCAGAAAACGUCCGCGGAAGAGCCGAAAAAACGUGGUGAGACUGCGUCUUGCUGGGCAGAAAUUUACUAGCAAAAUUCCGUCCCAUCAUUUAUACGAAACGCUGAAGCUUCCUAGAUUUGCAUUUCAUUGUCAUGUUUAUACUUAGGUAUGUCUUCAGUUACCGUCCAACUGAUUUCCGGUGUUCAAUUCUCACUGCUGUAUCCAUCAGCUCCUCCAAUUGUUACUCGGACACCACAGUCUAUCGUACUAACUAGGUGGGGUCUCGGAGUUCUCAACAGCACUAUAGAUGCAAUUUCAGCUUAUCUACAGCACAGAUUCCAUGUGUUGUGUGUGUGUGUGCUCUGAAGGACCGAUUUCAGCUCUAGCAGAAGACCCAAGCCCUUUUUAAAAAACACUGAACGUCGGCCGAUCUUAUAGAGAGGAACGGGCCGCAUCGAUUAGUAUUGUUUGGGCGAAAACUCGCAGCGGCACUCUGCAGGAUAAAAUUAAUUAAUCGGCCGUCGUCGAGUAGUAUCCUGGCCUCAUCCGUUCUAGGAUGAUAGUUAAUUUUUCAUUACUCCAUCCAACCAAAGGUUUCCCUGACAAACCCACUGUUACGUGUAGUGUAUAGUGUUAAGCCGCUCAUCCUACUUGGUUCUGAGACAUAGUAGGCUUUUCCAACAGAGUACCAACUUUCUAAAUUUCCGUUGGUUGGUAUUUCCGUAAUUUUUCUGUGCAGCUCUUUACAUCUACACUCCAAUCGUUCGUUCACAAUCGUUCUCCAAUCGAUUCGUUCACAAACCGUCCAUUGAUGCAAAAACUUUGUUCACACAGCUCUUAUUCAUUCACGAAAGUCCUUUAUGCAUUUCGAACCUCUCUGUCUAUCCACAACGCAGGCCGACCAUCACUCACCGGCCAUAUUCGGCGCUUAUUGACAGUGGAGCUGGCUUUUUGACCACAGGAAAUGAUUGUUGAGGUUCUGGCUUGCGCCCCCCUGGUUAGGUGACGUAAGGACUAUAGAUAGAAGUAAAAACCAUCUAUAUUUUGUUAUAUAGACAGAUGACUUAUAAAAUAAAGGACGUCUGACGGACCUUCUUGUAGGUAUAACAUGUCACUCUGUCUCCAGUACCAGAGAUCCUAUUUGGGCCUUUUACUGGAAAUAUGCCUACUUGGCGGCUUUGGAAUUUGCCACAUGGUUAAAUUUUCGUAAUCCCUGUCAGUAACAACAAGUUUGCUUGCCCUGAAAUUCCAAUUAGAUCGCUGUGUCCCGAUUUCAGCAUUUGAAUUUUAAAUAGCGUAGAUGAAUAAAUGUACCCGAACCAUCAAUCUCUCCCUUGGGAUCCAGAAUUGAGAUAUAUGUAAUCGCUAGUUCUCGUGUUGAUACUUAUAUACUACAUGAUAAAUUCUUUAUUGAAGACUGUGUUCAAGAAAGCCAACUCGCAUUUGACUGUCAUUUGCUCCUAGGGCAGCUGCUAUCUUAUCACUUGUCUCAAAUCCUGGCGCACCUUUCUACCAAGUUUGUUUGAGGGGGGGUAAGUUUGUGUUGACCAUUCAAGGUUGACAGGAAAGUAGAAAGAGUGACGCCUGCUGCUAUUCGGUAGCGUUUGAAUGGGAGUUCCGAUGUUCAAACUGUUGAAAAAAGUUUUCUUUCUAACCUUAAGCAAGUAGGGUCCCACACGCCAAUCUUAAUGCUAGGCCAUUGCGGUGACAAUUUCUGGUUAGUUGGUGUAUCACUGUCGGCCAUCUUUGCUGCUAUUGUCUUAAGCGUGCCUAAACCCUGAGAACAGAUUUUGAAAGUCGAAAGUUGUUGGCGCGAUUGACUGCACCGAGAACUGGAUUUCGGGCACUAACGAACCCCUCAGCCGUCUUUCUCUGUUCCAUAGCUUCCGCGCCGUCCGAGGCGACUUUUGCACAUCUCGAAAACGUUGGGUAAAAUGUUUGGACCAUUUGGCCCGCAUGUGCACACUCACCUCUAGGUACUUGUGCCACGUCAGCCAGCGAACCCGUUAUACAGUGACUUCACAAAGAGUUUAUGGGGUGUCUUUUCGUCGGCAUGAUUAUCUGUUGUGCCCGCAUUCGAAGGUGAACACUUCCCCCUACCUCCCCAGCGCAACGAGUUAAAAUUUCAUGAUAGUCCGGACGGCAGGUGAGGCCGUAUAUGAUCGCAGACGGCAUUCGUCACGCUGUAAUAUUUCUGUGGCUGAAAUCUUUGUACAAAUAAACAGUUUUCAAGUUCAGUGCGCAGCCCCGCCUAAAGUUGGUAUCUCAGCAUGGUCCGCAAUCAUUUGUUCGGAACCAGCCCUCGUUGAGGGCCGUUCCGGUAUCCUCCACAUGUUGGACGUUCACGUAACAGGCAGGCUUCCAUUGCCCCACGUCUCAGACGCCAUGAACGGCAGUCACGUCACUGAGAAACGGGGGUAGUUCCGAAAUCGCACCGAUACCACUGAAGCAGUCAAACUUAAUAUCCAGCAUAUGGAGUUUUUGCGUGGAUUGUGCGAGGCUGUCGUAUGCUCUCACUCGUUUAUCCUCGCAUAAAUCUCUCUCAACUCCGGAUCAACUCUAGCGUCAAAUUUGACUUACAAGUGCAAACUUUUCCUUUUAGUUAAGCGCAAUACAAGUAAUUGCAUUCUUUUGUUAGGUUAUGAGAUGUUGACUCGCCCCCCCCCGCUGCCCCGAACAGCUUCGACCAACGCUAUUUCCAAAUGAAUGCGCUGACUGUGUUUUCACAGUCAGCGUCUUUUAUUUUCCUCCGUCCCACUUAUGUGAUAGCACGAUUAGGUAAGGGGACGUGCGCCAUUAUGAAGAAUGUUUGGUCAAGUUUGUUGUCUGUUUGGAAAUAAGUGAAGUAAUAAGUUCUUGUGACGGUCGGGUAGUCUCUUUGCCAGUGCGGCGCCUUUAAUCCUUUUGUUGAGGAUGCUUCCGCCAAAAUACAGUAGAUGUGCUAACUCAUGAAAUGUCAACCAAAAUUUCGAAAUGCGUUCUCGUUUCGAAAAAAUAAAUUAAGUAAUGUUGUAAAACUGAUCAUGAUGCAGCGUAAAUCUAUAAUGAUCCAGUUACCUCAGGGUGUCGGCUUUCGAAAGAACUUAUUUUCGGCUGCAUGCAAGAUCUAAACUCUGCAAAAAAUGACUACUUAAGUAGUAUGCAAUUUCCUCAUUGAUUUUCGAUGCCCCUGAAAAUUUUAAUUAUAUUUCAUGGAAAACAUGCAUAACAAUAUUCAUUUUUUUACUUAUUCGGUAUAAAAUCACGUCUUCUUCCAAUUUCAUAUUCAAAAGAAGAGUAUAAUUCGGUUUUAAAAAAGUUUCCGAUUGUGAGAUUUUUUAAUACCGUUAAAUGGCCGUUCAUGAAACGUCAUGUAUCUGCAUUUACGAAUGUGGCUUGUAAAGUUAACAAUAUUGCAUGCACUUCUAUAUGGUGUUAAGAGGAGACCAUAUGAGGUUCAUAAAAUUAAACAGUGGAUUUGAGCAAUAUUGUUAAUUUUACAGACCACAUUCGUAAAUGCAGAUAUAUGGCGUUUCAUGAACGGCCAUUUAACGGUAUUAAAAAAUCUCACAAUUAGAAACUUUUUUAAAACCGAAUUAUACUCUUCUUUUGAGUAUGAAAUCGGAAGAAGACGUGAUUGUCUACCGAAUAAGUAAAAGAAUGAAUAUUGUUAUGCAUGUUUUCCAUGAAAUAUAGUUGAAUUUUCAAGGGCAUCGAAAAUCAAUGAGAAAAUUGCAUACUACUUAGGUAGUCAUUUUUUGCAGAGUAUAGAUCUGGCAUGCAGCCGAAUAUAAGUUCUUUCGAAAACAGACACCCUGAGGUAACUGGGUCAUUAUAGAUUUAUGCUGCAUUAUGAUUAGUUUUACAACACUACUUAAUUUAUCUUUUCGAAACGAGAACGCAUUUCGAAAUUUUGGUUGACAUUUCAUGAGUUAGCACAUCUACUGUAAUAGCUGGAGAAGCAAUGGUGGCCUGCCUGAAAGUCUCAGUCAGUGCCAUAUUUGCGUGUCUUCCGUCCUACUGACGACGUCGAUGACUAUAAGCGAAACGACGUUCCCACUCGUCGAUCAAUAUGAGCUGUAGACUGUUGAUUUUACGGGCCUCCAGUUAAUCUUGUCAUUUCUCCUUUCUGUCCUAUCAAAAAGGUUCAACCGCACUGCUUCAGUGGUUUGUCCGCCGCAUCCGUCACCUCCGUCAGAGCAUCAAGCGUCGUCCGCAAGAACCCGAUUGGCAUGCCUCCUCUACAGCGACCUUUCCCAUAUUCUACCAAAAUUCCAACUUCAUACCUCAGUCUGCAGCGGGUAAGGCACAGAUGCAGCUAAAACAGCCUGGACAAAGCAAAACGACGAUGAUGCAGGGUCUGGGCCGGCUGGAGAGGUUCUGUUCUGCCGAAAGUCCCCGCACCUACUUGAUAGGCGAGCUGGAGUCCGGCACCAACAGGUCCGCCUCAUACUGCUCCCAGACCUGUAGCAACCUCCGGCGUUGUUUAAGUCUGGCUGAACAUCAAAAACCUUCUUAUGACUACAUAUCCAAGCCACUGGCGGCACCCUUCUCCAUGGGUGUUAUUCCUGAGCACCCUUCCACAUCGAAUGUCUUCGAGACGUCGAUGGUGCCUCCUCCGCUUAAUCUGUCUCUCCCCCUUCAGUCUGCUACUCCGCUCGGCAGCAGUAGUCUUCCCUACCUUCCGCGGAGCCCAACUUUGCAGAGAACCUCCUCUAUCCACUAUCAACAGUGGCCUAAACCGGACCCCGCCAACUUCUCUUUCCUAUCUCUGAACGUUUUGCCCGCGCCCAUCAUGGAUAGCAGCCAACAGAGCGCCGCCGAGCGACUCUCACGUUCCGCCUCCAAGCUUCCGACACCGCUGGAGGGAGUCCCUGACACCUGUUCUCAGCCACCCUCCGAUGAUCGACAGGUGGUAGACACAGAGGUUGCUCUGGGCCGUGCUGAAAGACUAGCACGCAGUGGUCGUGACAGCGGUUUUAUUGACACGGGACCGCCAAUCUUCAGCCAAAUGGACUGUUCCACGUACUCUAUUAGCCGCAAUCCCUGCCAAAUGUCCAGCCCGGUGCAAAUGCAGCUGCAGCAGUCCAAGAGCCCCACGUUAGACCGCUGUCAGCCUGGUGGACUAAGAGGAACCCUCCGCAAAUUACCGUGUCCCUACGAAGCAGCAGACUACCAGCACAUUCUCAGCACCUGUUCUCCCGCCUUCUUGAACUCCUCAGGCGGAAUUUGGUGGACCACCGGCUACUCUGCGAGAACAAACCGACUCCUUGAUGGAGAGAAUAACCGUGCUAGCAAGAAUCUCAACUCGGUGACUUCACCGGCGAAAAUGGUCGGUGAACCAGACCUGGUUCAGGGAAAUCAGGCAACCUGA